This is a messenger RNA of Pomacea canaliculata, 6277 nucleotides long. RefSeq names its product tetracycline resistance protein, class C-like. Gene Ontology annotation, biological process: transmembrane transport. NCBI's taxonomy places the organism in Eukaryota, Metazoa, Mollusca, Gastropoda, Architaenioglossa, Ampullariidae. The record is from RefSeq and is a predicted model, not a curated record. Gene Ontology annotation, cellular component: membrane. Gene Ontology annotation, molecular function: transmembrane transporter activity.
AAAAGACCGGUAAAGCAAUAUUUCAAGAACAUGUUGAGUAGUUGGUAAUAUGAUCUAUUGAUUAGACUUUUUUGUUUUACUAAGCUGAGCUAAUUUUUUGAAAUUACAAAACAUCCGCGUGAAUAAACUACUUUAGGUCUCAAGCGACGCCUCGGACCCAACUGAAAGACCGUGACGAUUGGCUGUAGCCUUGACAACUCAUUGACCAACAUACCCACGUACCUUUGUGAUGUCACGCCUUGACGACGAGGAAACUGCCUGCGGAGGGUCCCCUGGUUGGCUAACUGCCACUGCGGGCGUCAUUAUGAAGUCAUGCCCCUCCUUCCACCCACGGACGUGUUUAGCGACGAAGGUGCGGCGAGGACAUAAUUUAUGAAUGCAGGAAGCGGCCAUCUCAGAAGGAGCCUGGACUCCGUGCUUAGAGCCCUCCCGAGUAUUCCGACACUAAUGCCAGAGUCCCAGAAAGGUGGACGACCGUGGCAAAGGUGUUGAGGUGGACCCCUCGACUUCAAAGAGAUGAAACACUCUGGGAUAUAGACGAGAGGAAUUACUGGCGCCGCUUGUGAGAAUAUGUGAAGUUAGUAAAGAAACAAAAGUGUGGAAUCUUGCAAAGGGCCGAGUGCAAUCGCGUGCAGGAGACGCAAGGUGUAGCGCGGUCGUUUAGACUGGUGGACAGAAAAAAAAAGGUAGUUCAUCUUUGAUGUUACUGAAGGCACCGCCAUUAUCUGGGACAUACAAUCGAUGCCCUCAACAUCAACGACAUUCUCCUGUAAAAGACCUGUUGGAAUCUUUCAACAGCUGUCAGAAGUCUAACAGAAGCGGGAAUCGUGCAUAAGGUUGGGUUCCUUGCCACCGACAUCAUCAUACGUGGACGUUAGUCGAUGACUUUCAGCUCUGUUGGAACUUUCCAGAAAUCAGUGGAACAUCAACCGCAGGUUUGCAUCACGACAUCAAAGACAGAACAACCGUAGGCUGCAUGGUCGGUGGACCGUGUCCUGAGUAUCUGAAAACAAAAGUCAAAGGCGUGGUGGUGUUUCUAUAUCUGAUGCCCGAUACAAUGCUGACGGAUCAGUAGAAAGAUAUCGUGAACUCGAAGCAGUGUGGAACUAGCAUGCAGGUCGAUGUGUAUCAUGCCGGUGAUACAGAGGUGAGAAACCUGUGCGGCAACAUUUAACUGUCACAGCAGAGAGCCUGUGACGCCGCAGGGUGCCGACAGUGUUGUCAAGGUGAUCAGCUUCGCUGAACGAAGGAGAGUGAAAGCCACGUCAGGCACAAAAGAAAGACAGAAAUCAAAAUGCUGCGCGUCAAAUGUCGUGCCCUGCUGCACGAGUUUGUGUGUGACAUUGUCAUCUUCCUCUUCAAGACCGGCGAAUCUCUCCUGGACGCCACCAUCCGCCCUUACGUCAUUGCCGCUGUCUGCAGCGACCUCUAUGGUGGCGCCGACGUCACUUCCGACUUCGGCAGGACCGACGGCGCUGGUGGUUUGUCUGUUGACAACGGCACUGCCUUUGGAGACAAGGGAGGGGUGUGCUUUCAUCUGAACGACUUGCCUGAUAUUGAAGCCAAGGUACAGAGCAAAGCAGCCGGAAUCCUGGUGGCUCACAGGGUUCUAGUCAAUGUUCCUGCGGUCAUCCUCGGGCUGUUUUGUGGUGCCUGGAGCGACACUAAGGGGAGAAAAUUUCCAAUGAUGGCGCCGAGUGCUGGUUCUUGCCUGGGCGUCACGCUUUACUUGGCCAGUACCCAGGUGCGUGACUACAAGGUCUUCCUACUGCUAGCAGGGGCUGCAAUCCAAGGCAUGUUUGGAAAGUCACCGGUGAUCAGUAUGGCGGUCAACAGUCAUGUGGCCGACACCAGUGACACGGACCAGCGCACCCGGCGCCUGGGUCGUCUGCUCGCCAGUAGUUUUCUGGGUAUGUUCCUGGGCUCGCUGCUGGCCGGCGUGUUGCAGGACCUGUCCAGCCUACUCACCACCUUGCUGGUCGUCAGCAUCUGUCACGCCCUCUCCGUCCUCACCGUACUGCUGGGCGUGCCCGAGACGAGGUCACCCGAGGUCAGGGACGGGGCGGCAGGACAGGCCAUCCUGCGGGCGGAAGACGAGAUGGCGGAGGAGGAGCAGCAGAAGGACCCCGGCCUCUUCAGCUGGGCCGGGUGUCGUGAGUCUCUCAUGACGGUGUGUCGGAAAAGGGAAGGCAACAAACGAAUCGUUGUCAUCGUCUCCCUGCUUCUCAUCACUCUCAACUCCUGCCUCAAGGUUGGGGACCAGGACGUAACAGUUCUCUUCGUCCAGCGGCCGCCGUUGUCGUGGCCGCAGUCGUGGUACGGGUACCUGACAGCCGUGGACUACGCCACCAUGGGCUUCAGCCUCCUGCUGCUGCUGCCCCUCCUGGCCGAUAUGCUGCGCAUGUCCGACGUUGCCAUCGUGACGGUGGUGGCCUUCAAGCUCGUGCGCUCGGUUUGGGCCGGCUUCUGCACCGAGACGUGGAUGGUGUUCCUGUCUGUGGUGGCCGGCUCGCUGGGAGGACUGAUUACCCCGGCUCUGCGGUCCGUUCUGAGCAAGAUCGUGAAGGAAGGAGAGGUAGGCAAAAUGUUUUCCAUCCUGGCUUCGCUGGAGACGCUGUCGAAGCUGCUGGGGUCAAGUGUCUUCACCGGAGUGUACGCCGCUACUGUUGACGUCAUUUCCGCUGCCGCCUACUUGCUGGAGGCGGCCGUGUACCUGAUCGUGCUGGGCAUGACGGUGUGGUUGGCGCAGAUGAUGCGGGAAGAUGGCGCCCAUGACCUCCUCCUGACCUUUUCCAGACCAUACUACGCCUUCCACAAGGCCAAUGGCAAGAGCGACAACUCGCAAAGUGCUGGAACCGUCCCUGUCAUUCAGAUGGAAGACACUUCCCGACCUCAGCCACAUCGGGAGAGCCGGCUUCAAUCUCUUGGGGCCUCCACCCCCUAGGAUUUGGGGGACAGGCUUAAGUUUUCUUCAGAUGAUCACGAAAAAUCUUAACUGUCCCUGAACUUGUUCCAGUGUGAGUGAGAGGAAGUCGCAUCGCGCACUCUUUGUGAAUGAGUUUUGUCAAAUGAAAGUUGGAGGUUUUGGAGGUGAAAGUCUACAAUACUCCUCUUAGUUUUAUUUCGGUUACGGAUUACUAAUUAAUGUAAUGCGUUCUCGAUCAAAGUAACAUGUCAAUUAACAGUGCGAGUGUAUGUGACUCAUGAAGAUAACCGCUGAGCUUUCAUUGUAGCAUUUCACUGCCAACUGGUUGAUUUCAGAUUAUUAAAUGAUAUUAAAAAAAUAACCCAUUCACCAAAAUAGUAACAUACCCGGGCACCUGAUCCACUAACAUCAGUGAGUCUGCCAGUCAUCAGGCAGGGGAGUGGAGGGCAGGGCAGAGAGUCAAGUCAAGUGGUUAGUCAAUCAGUAAAAAUCCAAUCUAGUCAAGUAAGAGCAAGUUAGUCAGUCCUACAAAUUAAUUGUGAUUUAAAAUUACAUUACUGCAGUUACUUGAGUUCCCCAGGUUGCUAACUACGACCCCUGGAUAGCACAUGGCUGUUUAACUUUUUAUAGUAUUUAGCGAUUUUAACAGUUUAAGUUCAGUUGUAGUGGGAUAUCGGGAUGUUGGGUUGUACGAAGUGUUGCUGGUUACUCGGGUGGAUGCACAACACGAUGCUGGGUGACAGAUGAUCAGCGCGGACUCAGGUAAGUGUAAGGUUACUUUAUGGGAUUUAGAUAACUUAUUUGUUCAUAGUCAGCCCCUGGUUAGCUGGGUUUUCUGUGACUGGUUACACUUGAUGUGACGCAGCUGCUGGUACCACAAACACCUGAAUGCUUGGUCACGUGGAUCAUCAGGUGCAUGUAAAUGUGUCAUGGCCAUGAUAGUGGGAUAAGUAGGGGAGCAGGUUAAAAAGGAGCAUCAGCUAAGGUUAACAUCUCUACACCAUGCACGCAGACACGAGAACCACACUAACUUUUCAUUAUGCCCCCUAUCUUGUUGGCAAACCCUUACCCUCUCCCAAACCCUGUUUGUUGAACAGUCCCCCGGAUACAACCACCAUCAGGACCUACUUUGCUGUCACAAACAGAUGUUGUUUUUGCUAACUGGCAGACGAACCAACGAAGCAAUCAUAGGGUAUGACCGAACCCAGAUGAGACAAAGAGGUCGAGCAUUUUAUUAUUGUGGGAAUACGAGUACUGUAGAUUGUUUGCGAUUGGAACAUUCUGUUGGAAAAGGAGCCAGGCAAGGGAAACACUAAAGCAAUAAUAAAGUCUUAACUUGCAUGAAGCACGUGACUUUCUCACGUCUGCGUCGAAUUUCUGUGUUUUAUUUUUGCUUUGAUUGUUGAUGAAUGCAGCGUGAAACGGACUUGUCCCAAAUAUUUGUCUUGAUCUCUGUAAUUAAGUUAUCUCUGCCUCUAUUCCCUCUUUCUGUGUGUGUGAGAGUGAAAGAGAGAAAGAAAAAGCGCAAGACAAAGAGAGAUAAUGUUUCCGUGUUCGUGAGGGAUUUUCCUCCAAUGUGUGUGUGGUUUUUGUUGUUUUUUUUUUUUGUUUGUUUUGUUUGUUUUUUUUUUUUGUUUGUUUUUUUUUGUUUUUUUUUUUUUUUUUUUGCACAUAUUUCCUCGCAAUCCACACGAAAUAAAGUCGAAUCUGUGCAAACCAACGCAGAAUGUUUUACAAAGGGGGAGAACCCCAUCUUGGCCCGGUGGUCUCCCUUGACGACCGCCAGCAGCGCUUGUCAUGUCGUCGUACACUUGGCUGACCAUGGCAGGCGGCCAGCAAUGUCGGUUUAAUAUGGGAGAAUAAAUCGAAGGCGUUAUACGCAGGCGCAGCUUUUGGGGAGGCCGAGCAUUACGAGGGCAUGGAACACGGGGACCCGGAGAGCCGGAAUGAAAGAAGGAACGCAAUUAUCCCUCCCUUUCAUGCAUGAGUCUCAGCGAGCCCCGUUUUCAAAAGUCCUUUUCUCAGGAACCAAUUCUAUCCAUUAGGGACCACCUUAGGUGGAGCUCCACCACGCUGUCCAUUCGAUUAGCAUCAAACACCACCACUGACAGGUCUAAUGUGACACGAAACGAUGAGAGCACCAGUAAAGUAAAUGAGCGAUAAUUAAAAUAAAGACCUGGAGAUAGUUCUGAAACAUAGCCAAAAUAGAUACAAAAAUUGUUCGUGACAAUGUGAAGAUGGAAAUAGAACAUGGUUGAAAGAAAACAAGAAGUCGACGAGGAGAAUUCCUACCCGAUAAUACUAUAUUUCAAGAAAAAUUGAAAUGGUCAGGAUUGAUCGAACUAAAGGACAGUUCCCCCCCCCCAAAAAAAAAAAAAAAAAAAAAUUACCACAUCUGUAUUUCUGUGUUCCUGGAAAUAACUAUUGGAGGAAUUCUGUUUGAUAUUAUCGCUUCUGUCAAUUAUUUUUCAAUGAUUAUAUUUAAAAUAGAUUAUGGCAAAUAUUAGAUUCCCCUUCGUUUUGCAGAAAUACAGUUACACAUGUUUAAAAAUGUAAACACCGAACUGUACGUACUCGUGCGUGCUUGAUCGCAAAAAAAAAAAAAAGAGAUUGAUUCAACCUCAACCUAAUUUGUAUAUGUCGCUUUAAUGUCCCUCCCCCCUUCGUUGAAGACCGAUUGAGCUGUGAGUUAACCGAGAUAAAUACAUGUUCUAGAACACGGUCUUGUCCAAGACACUCGCGGUUUAACAUUGUUUAGCAUUUUGUUUUUAAAUACUUCAGCUCUUAUUUCAGCCUGGCGCGAGACGCGACUUAGACCGCCCUCGCCCUAACCCUCUCAAGAAAAAAAAAUAUUUGUGAUCAGGGCAAUUCUUCAGCGUCGGUCUUGUCAUCUAACUUCGAAUCACUUCUAUCCACUUCUCUGUCAGCUGUUUGUGACUGAUGGAGGGGUUGCGAAACAGUUGGCAAAGCCCAACGCGCGCCAUCUUGAAACCCCCGCCUUUUCUUCUCAUUCUUGGUGUCCCCCCGUCAGGAAAUUGAAGAGCGUUUGCCCGAUGGACCAGGGCAUUAAUUCCAACACGAGCAUCUCGCCAUGGGGACGCUAUUCUCCUCCAGGCGAGCGGGUUAAAAUAAACGCUGUGUCGGAGGCGAGCAUGGACAACAAGGGGUGAGUAAUUAAAAUAAUCAUCUAUGAAUAUUCACGCCCCUCCGAGCUCGACAGUCCAAGCUGAGGCAGAGAUCGAUUUUGUGCAAUCACUGAUCUUGAUCCAGGAGGGAAGACAACCGCCGGUCGCCAUCCGUUCAGCACUGGGCUUAGAUGUGACAUCACUGCGUCUGCUUCUGCGCAGCAUC